AAGCGGUGCAAUAGAAUUUAAACAUUUGAAAUUUAAAAUAGGUUACAUACCAUUUUGUCAUUUUAACAAAUAUUUGUGCACAAAUCCAUGUAUUAUUAUUGAGCAACGUAGGGUUUUCCGCUACCCUAGUAUUAGUUUUUCGAAUCAUGUAAGUACUUUAUUCCAUUAGGUGCUUUCAAGUAGUGUUUGAUUGAUAUGCUCCCAAACUGCUGUAGAAAAUGUGCAUGGGAAUAUAACGUACAGUGGAACGAUAUUGGUGCUGAACAGUACUAAGUUACAGUAACUCCAUACUGGUAAACAGCUCAUAUAUACAGGCUUUUGAGGCUGCUAAGUAGAUUCAAGCAUAUCCGUCAACCCACCACAUUAUCAGGACGUUUAUAUCAUUCUUCAGAUAAUAUUAUUUGUGAUUCGUGAAUAGCUUGAAGAUAUUAAAAAUGGUAUUUGGAAGAAUAACUUGUGACGAACUGAAAGAGAUGUUAGACAAUAUGCCACCAAAUACCACAAUAAUUGACGUUAGAGAGACUUCAGAGGUAGAACAUACGGGAGUUAUUGGUCCAAGUUUGAACAUACCAUUGAGUGAUUUGAAAAAUGCAAUGAAGAAAACGCGUGAAAAAAUCUUCAGGAAAAAAUUUGGUAGAGAGAAACCGGACCAAAAACACCUGAUAAUAUUUUAUUGUCUCGGUGAAACCAGAGCAGAAAGAGGAGCCGAUAUGUUUCAUUCUUGGGGAUACAAAAAACACAUCCGAGAUCCGAGAUGACCUCAACUCAC
Acanthoscelides obtectus is the source of this 769-nucleotide messenger RNA. Lineage: Eukaryota; Metazoa; Arthropoda; Insecta; Coleoptera; Chrysomelidae. The record is from the annotation of a GenBank genome assembly.